CUCGACAUGUUACACGACUUCCGAAACUGUAAGUAUGUGAGUGCAGAGAUCAGCUGCUGCUGACUAAAAAACUCCAUUAAAAAGUUCCCUCUGUUCACCGUCCCACGAACUACUCCCUUCACUCUGCUCCUCUCCUCGUGGUGGAGUAACUUGCACUGUCAAGUAAAGGCGUUGGAGUUGGACAAAUAAAUGGGGGACGAAAAGGACGCUUUUUAUGUUGUUCGUAAAGGGGAUGUGAUCGGUGUUUAUAAGAACUUGAGCGAUUUACAAGCUCUGCUCCGAACUUCUGUUGGCGAACCAGCCAUGAGUGUUUUUAAAGGGUACCGCCUGGCUAAGGAAUCUGAAGAGUAUCUGGCCUCUCAUGGACUCAAGAAUGCAAUGUAUUCUAUGGAUUUCAGCGAUGUCCGAGAUGAUCUCUUUGGGAUACUCAUCCCAUGUCCUUUUCGGCAACCUGGCUCUUCCAAAGAUAAAAUUAUUGGGAAGAAUUUUCAGGAGAAGAGGAUGCAGACAGAGGUGGUGGCAUCUCCUUCAUUUUCAGCUGCUGGUCAGCAAAAACAUGCCAAAUUAGACAAUUUCCUUGAAGUUCCCCCAAUUUCGUCAUAUUGUCCCCCCUAUAUGCAGUGUUCUUGCACUCUUGAGUUUGAUGGGGCUUCAAAGGGGAAUCCUGGACUAGCUGGUGCCGGGGCUGUUCUACAUGCUGGUGAUGGAAGUAUGGUUUUCCGGUUGCGCGAAGGUGUGGGUGUUGCAACUAACAAUGUUGCUGAAUACAGAGGCCUAAUCUUAGGGCUAAAAUAUGCUAUUGAGAAAGGUUUCAAACAUAUUAAAGUUCAGGGUGACUCAAAACUUGUCUGCAUGCAGACUCAGGGAAUCUGGAAAUGUAAGAACCAGAACAUGGCUGAGCUAUCCAAGAUCGUCAAAGAGCUUAAAGAUCAGUUUAUAUCAUUCCAGAUCAACCAUAUAUUAAGAGAAGGCAAUACUGAAGCUGAUGCCCAGGCAAAUUUAGCUGUGUAUCUCAAGAAUGGUGAAAUUCAAGUGGAAUGUGACAUGAAAUAACUUAUAAUAAUGUGAAGUUACCGACUACCUCAAUUAUUGGGAUUUUGGGAAGGAUGAAUGACCCCAAAAACGAGUAUUGGGUUCUCUUUGGUCUCAAACUGCGUCUUGUAGAUAUAUGAUCUGAAUUAUGUGCAUGUAACCUAAUUAUAUGCAUCUGGACUAGUGUAACUUGUGUUUAGGGUGUACUCGAAUAAACUAUUCUCUGGUUUCAGGUGCAAUGAAAAUUAGUAGGUCUAAUUGAGUUUUGAGAAUGUGAAA
This is a messenger RNA of Nicotiana tabacum (common tobacco), 1311 nucleotides long. RefSeq lists its product as uncharacterized. NCBI's taxonomy places the organism in Eukaryota, Viridiplantae, Streptophyta, Magnoliopsida, Solanales, Solanaceae. Gene Ontology annotation, molecular function: RNA-DNA hybrid ribonuclease activity; nucleic acid binding. The record is from RefSeq and is a predicted model, not a curated record.